This is a messenger RNA of Parascedosporium putredinis, 1824 nucleotides long. Lineage: Eukaryota; Fungi; Ascomycota; Sordariomycetes; Microascales; Microascaceae. The record is from the annotation of a GenBank genome assembly.
AUGGAGCUUUUCCAGCUCGAGCGGAAAGAACCAGGCGCGAUGCCACCUGCUGAUCGCCUCGUCUUGUUCGUUGGAGACGGGCUUCGCGCCGACAAGACAUUCCUUUCCUUCCCUGAACCGUAUCCCAAGUCAGAUGAAGAUCUCACCCCCGACCGCUUGCCCCGUUUUUGCGCUCCCGAUGAAGACUUCGAGGAUUUCUCCUCGGAUGCUACUGCUCUUGACUACUGGGUCUUCGACCACGUGAAGGAAUUCUUUGCCGAGGCUACCAGGAAUGAGACCCUGAAUGAGGCUCUUCGCCAGGAUAGGAUUGUCUUUUUCCUUCAUCUCCUUGGCCUCGAUACCGCGGGUCACUUCAAUCGUCCAUACUCCAAAGAAUACCUCCAUAAUCUACAGGUAGUAGAUGCUGGUGUAAAAGAAAUUGUGGAAUUAAUUGAGUCAUUCUAUCAAGAUGACCGAACCGCUUUCGUGUUCACGGCCGACCAUGGUAUGAGUGACUGGGGUAGUCAUGGAGAUGGCCACCCCGACAACACUCGUACGCCCCUCAUUGCUUGGGGCUCCGGAAUCGCCAAGCCCGUUGCAGUGCCCGAUGCGAUUGCGCCUGGCCAUGAUGACUUUUCGUCUGAAUGGGGGCUGGACCACAUCAAACGCCAUGACGUUAAUCAGGCGGACGUGGCAGCACUGAUGGCUUAUCUCAUAGGCGCCGAGUUUCCCGCCAACUCUGUUGGAGAGUUGCCCCUGUCAUACUUGUCAGCUGAUAUAAAGGAAAAGGCAGAGGCAUCUCUCCUCAAUGCGCGCGAGAUACUUGAGAUGUACCGAGUCAAGGAAGCGAAGAAGAAGGAAACCGAAUUGCGAUACAAGGCAUUCGAGCCCCUUGGCCAGCCGGAUCUUACUCCGUCCAAACGACUUACAUCUAUACAGAAGCUAAUUCUGGCGGGGCAGUACGAAGAGGCUAUUGAAGAAUCGGACUCCCUGAUGAAGCUUGGGUUACAAGGGUUUAGGUAUCUCCAGACGCAGGUAUUGUUUGGGCAUAUCCAGUCAGGUCCCGCACUGUUCUCUCUCUUCAUUAAUGCCACUCUUUACGUUGGAUUAAUUGUAUCCCUGGCCCUUGCUUAUAUCCAUCGCGAGAUUCUGACCGUACUCUAUCUCGUUGGAGUUCUGUGGCCUCUUGGUCACGGUAUCGGAUUCGUCCAAAAACAUGCUGUUCUCUCAGGAACGUGGAUGGUAUCCUGCCUUAUCAUGAGCACCUUUACGCUGUUUCCUGCCAUGAAGACGGAAAGCAUCCCAUUGAUCAUGGCGGGCGGUGUUCCAAUGGCUUUGAUUGGAAUCUUCUAUCUUGUUUUUGAGGAUGCUAUAUUGUCAGGCGUUUCAUCUCGCAAAUCGCGGUUACCGGGAACUCUCCAGGGCCAUGGAUUUGGCAGGAUUUUAAUAGGGAUCCAGGUCGGCUUUAUCAUACUCGCGAUGGUCGUUACACGCUCGAGCGCCUUGUCUCUCCAGGCCAAGCAAGGCCUUCCACGCGGCAAUCAAAUUGUUGGAUGGGUAGUUAUGGUCGGGGCAUUCGCCAUGCCACUCGCCUCCCGCACACGCACCAACAAACAUUAUCUUCACCGGUUGCUCGUCAUGUUUCUCACAUGUGCUCCAACGUUCAUCCUACUCACCAUCUCCUAUGAGGGCUUGUUCUACGUUGCAUUUUCGGUGACCCUUGUCUCGUGGGUGAGCCUGGAACACCGAAUCUAUGUUGACAGGGUUGCGGCCAGGGCCGCAGCACCCCGAAUCUCGAGUGGACCCACAACUAAGGGUAAAGCGAAGACGGGAUUCCGCCCCUAG